Messenger RNA from Camellia sinensis, 3854 nucleotides. The record is from RefSeq and is a predicted model, not a curated record. NCBI's taxonomy places the organism in Eukaryota, Viridiplantae, Streptophyta, Magnoliopsida, Ericales, Theaceae.
CAUUAAUUUUUUGCAAAGCAAAGAUCUGAUGAAUUUCUUCUACUCCUGAUUUGUCAUUGGUAUAUAUAUAAAUGAAUAUGUAUAUAUGCACAUGCAUGUAUAUUGUUUUGAUGCUUACCGGCAUUGGGAGAAUCUGUGAUAGUUGGAGCUUGUGAUUGAGUGCUUUUGAUAUCGUUUGUGUUGGAAUUUCUCUCGGAUCUGAUGUCUAGAACCACCAGCCUCUGCUCUAGUAUUCUCAGAUUCCGCAGCCUCUUUUGUGAUUCAAGUUCCUUUCAGUUGAAUUUCACCGACAUUUCUCUCUCUCUCUCUCUCUCAAAUGUCUGCGUAUAUUUAUAUUGUUCUUGUAAUCAUGGUUCUGGGAAUGAGGACUAAAAACAGGAAAAGCCCCACUGUUCAGCUUGAUUAUCUGAUCCAUGUUCAGGAGGUUAAACCUUGGCCACCAUCUCAGUCACUGAGAACCCUUCGUUCUGUUCUAAUUCAAUGGGAACAUGGUGAGCGGAAUUCUGGAUCUACUAACCCAGUUGUCCCUUUGCUUGGGUCUGGUAUUGGUGAUGGAAAAAUUGAAUUUAAUGAGUCUUUUAGGCUUCCCGUGACACUGAUAAGGGAAACUUUCACCAAAGGCUGGGAUGGUGAUAGUUUUCAAAAGAAUUGCUUAGAGUUCAAUUUGUAUGAACUUCGGAGGGAUAAGACGGUGAAAGGUCAAUUGUUGGGAACUGCCAUUGUAGACUUGGCAGACUAUGGUGCUGUUAAAGAGACUACAAGCAUAAGUGUUCCAAUGAAUUCCAAGAGGAGUUUAAGUAACACAGCUCAACCACUUCUGUUUAUUAAGAUCCAGUCAAUUGAAAAAGGUCGCACUGGCUCCUCUUCAAGGGACAACCUGUUGAAAGAAACUUCAAUGGAGAGGAACGGUGGUGAAUCUGUUUCCGCCUUGAUGAAUGAAGAAUAUGCUGAAGAAGCUGAGAUUGCAUCGAUCACUGAUGAUGAUGUUUCUUCUCACUCGUCUCUGGCUAUUUCUUCUUCAGCUUUUGAGACUAAUGGGGGUUUGUCCCCUCGUAGUGAAGAGAAUGGAUCACAGGCAAUGAAGGAUAGCCCAGGAGAGGCUAAUGACCAACAUCACUUAACUUCAAAGCAAGGGCUUGCUAAAUUUGACACAAAGCCUGUGAAUGAACUACGUGAAAGUUUGAAGGUUAUUUCAUCUUGUUCAUCAUCAACAGACUUAUCGUCUGAUAUGGCAAGCCCAGAAAAUGGUCGCGCUGCAUUAUCCAACUUCCAUGAAACAAGCUUGACAUCGAUGCCAAAGAAAAUCGUUGGCCAUAGUGGUCAAUCAUCAUCCUCAUCUAUAACUUAUGAAGCUAUAGAGGAAGACGUAAACACCAACAUGAGCAAUAAAAACUAUGACAGUUUGGUGCUGGAUGAAAAGGAUGCUAAUGGUGGAAGUGAAAUUAACAGUAAUGCUCUGCAAGGAUCUAAACCAAAUGGCUCUUCAGCAAGAUUAGCAUCCCCUGAUCAACAGGUGGAUGAGAAGUUGGGCUUUUCAAUCUGCAUGGAAUCUCAAGUCACUCAAGAGGAUAGUGAUGAAGUUUUGAGUGUUAGCACAGAAGGAACGCACGAAGGUGCAAGUGCUGAUGUUAUUCAUAAUGAUCCUGCAAAGGACAUAAACAGAAAGGAACAUCAAGAAAAUGGACAAGGAGCACAAGUCUUCUCAGGAAGUGAUGCACUUUCUUUCUGUGGGGAAAAUUCUGGGGCAAACAGUAAUAUCCUAAACAGUGAUAGAUUGAAGCAUGUGAGGUCUGUGCGAUCACUUGUGGACUCAGGUAGGAGCAAUGGAUCAGUCAGGUGUGGUAAGCUGGGAGAUGCUCAGAAUGGCCCUCUAGGCUUUGUUAGCUAUGAAAGAAAAGACACCAAAAGUUAUCCAAAGGAGACAAGAAACAUCACUUCCGAUGGUAAAAUCCAACAACUGGAACAUAGAAUAAAGAAACUUGAAGGAGAGUUGAGAGAAGCUGCUGCUAUGGAGGUUGGUCUUUACUCAGUUAUUCCAGAGCAUGGAAGUUCCAUUAAUAAGGUCCAUAUUCCAGCUCGGCGACUUUCUAGGCUCUAUUUCCAUGCUUGCAAAGACAGUUCCCAAACAAGGAGAGCAAGUGCUGCUAGAAGUGCUGUCUCAGGAUUAGUUCUAGUUGCAAAAGCAUGUGGAAAUGAUGUCCCAAGGUUGACUUUUUGGUUAUCAAAUUCUGUUGUGUUGAGAGCCAUUAUAAGCCAAGCCUUCACAGAGCAGCAAUUACCACUUUCUGCUGGGCCUUGUGUUAAAAGGACUGAUGGUGGGAAGCGAAGCCACAGUAAAUUAUCUACACUUAAAUGGAGGGAUUCCUCUUCAAGAACGGAGACUAAAGGUGCUUUAUGUGAAAGUUCUGAAGACUGGGAGGACCCUCGUACAUUUAUAUCUGCAUUGGAAAAGAUUGAAGCUUGGAUUUUCUCGCGGAUCAUCGAGUCUGUCUGGUGGCAGACUCUGACACCCCAUAUGCAAUCUGCUGCUACAAAAGCAAUAAAUACAGGUUUGGAUUUUGGCGCAAGUAAAACCUAUCAAAGGACAUCUAGUUUAAGUGAUCAAGAUCAGGUAAACUUCUCAUUAGAGCUCUGGAAGAAGGCUUUCAAGGAUGCCUGUGAACGGCUUUGUCCUGUUCGAGCUGGCGGACACGAGUGUGGCUGCUUACCUGUGCUGGCUAGAUUGAUAAUGAUGCAAUGUGUGGCUAGAUUGGAUGUGGCAAUGUUCAAUGCUAUUCUUCGUGAAUCUGAUGAUGACAUUCCAACUGAUCCUGUAUCUGACCCUGUUAGUGAUGCCAAGGUUCUCCCUAUUCCAGCAGGGAAAGCAAGCUUUGGGGCUGGUGCACUACUUAAAAAUGCGAUUGGGAACUGGUCUAGAUGGCUUACUGACCAGUUUGGUAUUGAUGAUGACGACUCAUUUAAUGACAAGAAUGAUCAUGAUAAUGAUGACGACGACGAGAGCAAAGACUAUGAUGCGUCCUUCAAGUCAUUCCAUCUUCUAAAUGCAUUGAGUGACCUCAUGAUGCUUCCGAAGGACAUGCUCUUAAGCAGGUCAAUCAGAAAAGAGGUAUGUCCUACAUUUGGUGCACAACUGAUCAAGACGGUACUCACAAAUUUUGUCCCAGAUGAAUUUUGCCCCGACCCACUUCCUGAGGUUUUGUUUGAAGCUCUGGAUUCUGAGGACCUUUUUGAGGCUGAGGAAGGUUUUGUCACGGACUUCCCGUGCAGCGCAACUCCAAUAGUCUAUUUACCACCACCAGCAAUUUCAGUUGCUGGUAUUAUCAGAGAGAUUGGAAGCCAAUCCCAGCUGACAAGAAGUGGGUCCUUGGUGCUGAGGAAAUCGUACACUAGUGAUGAUGAGCUUGAUGGAUUGGAUUCACCCUUAACUGCAAUUAUCGACAGCCCUCUGGCUUCUUCACCUAUUUCAACUAAACCCUGCUGGUUAUCCAAGGAAAAUGGUAGUCAAAAUGCUGUCAGGUAUCAGCUUCUUCGUGAGAUCUGGAUGACUAGUGAGUAGCAGUAAUGGACUUCGUAGAUUUGGUUCAUCCCAUAGUUGAAACAUCAGACAGCCUGUAGGGUUUAGCUUGAUAUCGUAGGAAAAGUGCAGUUAUAAUGCUGUGUAGAUGCAGAUCCCUUUGGCAAGGCAUAGACGAAUAAUGAGUAGCUAGCUAUAUGUAUAUGACAUGUAUGCAACAGUGCAUAAAUAAUUGGGAUCACUAUUUUAGUUGUAGAGCUGUGCUAGGUUUCUUUGUUGAUCCAUGUACUUUUCUUGAUUGUAUAUAUGAAAAUGCUGGUUUGAGAAAUUUGCCAAGUUA